Messenger RNA from Alnus glutinosa, 1560 nucleotides. Its product is annotated as protein FAR1-RELATED SEQUENCE 4-like. The record is from RefSeq and is a predicted model, not a curated record. Gene Ontology annotation, biological process: regulation of DNA-templated transcription. NCBI's taxonomy places the organism in Eukaryota, Viridiplantae, Streptophyta, Magnoliopsida, Fagales, Betulaceae. The transcript is spliced from 3 exons. The coding region runs from base 1 to 1560 and encodes 519 amino acids.
AUGAGUUACUUGCUUACUCGGCCAACUGGGUCAGGUGGCAUAAAAUGCCCAACUGGCUCCUCCGAUGAGGAAGAUGAAGAGUUGAGUGAUAAGGAUGAUGAGAAAGUUGAAGAACCAAAGGAUUUAAUGACUUUUAAUCCAGAUGAAGAGUUGAGUGAUAAGGAAGAAAAUGUGGUCUUACCUGUGGUGUUAAAGGAUGAUGAGAAAAUUGAAGAGCCGAAGUCAUCAAUGACUUUUAGUUCAAUGGAAGAAGUUUGCUCUUAUUAUAGGAGGUAUGCUAAGCAAGCUGGGUUUGGUGUAGCUCAUAGAACCUCGAGAAAAACGAAGGGUAUAAAAAGUUACAUAAUGCUUAUAUGUACUCGUGGAGGUGACGAGCGAGCUACAAAUGAUGUUGCGAAGCCAAUUCCAACAACUAAUAGAACAGGGUGUGGUGCUAGGAUUUGUGCGAAAUUAUGUGGUGAUGGAACGUGGUUUUUGAGUAAAGUUGAGCUGACGCAUAAUCAUUCGUUAAGCCCGGGUAAAGCGAGAUUUUUUAGAAGCAAUAGAAAAAUUAAUGAUGCUGCAAAAAGAAGACUUGAGCUAAAUGAUAGAGCAGGAAUACGUCUGAGUAAGAAUUUCAAUUCGUUACGAAAUGUUUUUUGGGCGGAUGCACGGAGUAGGGCAGCAUAUGAUUUCUUUGGAGAUGUUAUUACGUUUGACACAACGUAUUUGACCAAUAGCUAUGACAUGCCCUUUGCUCCUUUUGUAGGAGUGAAUCAUCAUGGUCAAUCUAUACUUUUGGGGGCAGGACUAAUUUCAAGUGAGGAUACAGACACAUUUGUGUGGUUGUUUAAAUGUUGGUUGGAGUGCAUGAAUGGCCAAGCCCCUAAAGCAAUUAUAACAGACCAGGAUAGAGCUAUGAAAAAUGCAAUUGCUAUUGUUUUCCCUGGAACUCGACAUAGAUAUUGUCUGUGGCAUAUUAUGAAAAAGUUCCCUGAAAAAUUUGGAUCACAUACUAAUUUUGAUGGCAUUAAGAGUGCCAUAAAUAAAUGUUUGUAUGACUCUCAAACGUGUGAAGAAUAUGAGGAAAACUGGAAAGAUCUACUGGAGAAGUAUAACCUUCAUGAUAAUGCAUGGUUGAAUGGGUUAUAUAGGGAGAAGACAUUUUGGGUGCCGGCAUACAUGAAAGAUACGUUUUGGGCGGGAAUGAACACUACACAGCGAAGUGAAAGUAUGAACGCAUUUUUUGAUGGGUACGUGCACUCACGAACCACAUUGAAAGAAUUUGUUGAUGAAUAUGAUAAUGCUUUAAGGAGAAUGGUCGAGAGUGAGACACGUGCUGAUUUUGAUUCUUUCAAUCGCACAAUCUCAUGUAUAAGCGCCUUGCAGAUAGAGAAACAGUUUCAAGUUGUCUACACAAAUGCGAAGUUCAAAGAAGUACAUGAUCAGUUUGUGAAAAUGAUGUCCUGUAAUAACUCUCAUCUCAAAAGUGAAGGUGCAAUUUCCACGUUUGAAGUUAUUGAAUAUGUUGCCGUUGGAGACCACUUAAUAGAAAAAACAUUUCUUGUUUACUUGGUUUAG